This is a messenger RNA of Saccostrea cuccullata (small rock oyster), 2784 nucleotides long. RefSeq lists its product as uncharacterized. The transcript has 8 exons. NCBI's taxonomy places the organism in Eukaryota, Metazoa, Mollusca, Bivalvia, Ostreida, Ostreidae. Bases 47 to 1684 code for a protein of 545 amino acids. The record is from RefSeq and is a predicted model, not a curated record.
GUUUAUCUUAGUUCUUAAUAUUUUUUUCUUUUUGCCAAGUGCAGUCAUGUUCUUCCCCCGUUUGCUAUGCAUUUUAGGGUGCAUCAAUAUAGUGUGGACGAGUCGAUGUCCCGUGGCUUCAUCAAAUGAUGAAAUACCUGUAGAAAUGUUAGAUUAUGACCCUCGGACACAGAUUUGCUGUGGAGGUCUCCAAGAACGGCACGACAACGGAGAGGAGAGAGGCUGCUGUGGGGGUGUGCACUUGUACAAAAAAUCGGAACAGAUCUGUUGUGCUUCCGGUAUUGUCACUGAUAGAUAUAUUCAGACUGGGAAACACGCAGGACAAGAACAAAAGUGUUGUGGAAACGAGACCUACCCAGUAAAGACAAUCGGAAAUAACACUUACUGCUGUGGAAAUCAGUAUAUAUCGACAAAAAAUGGCUGCUGUAAUGGUACAACCCCCUUCAACAAAACGAUAUCAGCUUGUGAGAAAAACCAACUCGUUCCACGGUUUCAUGACUUUUGUCAGGGAACACUUUACGACAAACGAAAACAGCUAUGCUGCGACGAAUCCAAACUCUACAGUAAGUCCUCUUCUGACCGACAUUUCCGCUGCUGCGGGGAAACUUUGUUUGAUAACAGAUUGGAACAGUGCUGUGAGUCGGGGGGUAAAACCAAAGUCCAGCCCACAACGGGGUACUGCUGUGGGACAGAUGUUUACAAUUUUCCCAACGAAAUCUGUUGUCGCAACAGCGUAUACGACUCAUUGAAUGGAACAUUUCAAUGUUGUGGAAACAGUUCAUAUGAUAAAAGAAUCCAAACAUGUUGUCAUGGUAUAGUGCGUGACAUAAAGCACGUGAACGACCCGAAAUGUUGCGGUAAAGAUGUUUAUUCAACAGAGUCACAUCUUUGCUGCAGCGGUGACAGAAUAAUUAGGAAAAAUGCCCCUGACCACGAUAAGUGCUGUCCUCGGAAUUCAGUGUUCCACUCCUGCAAAAAUCAGCCAAGUAGACCAUCAACAUUUUGUGGGCGCCAGCGGUAUGAUAGCCGAACGGAUCUUUGCUGCAAUAGUCAGGUCCACAAGAGGGCCAAGGAGAUUGGAAGAGAAUGCUGUCAUCCCGGAAAAAAGGAUUAUAAUCCAAGAAAUGAGAAAUGUUGUCAUGGAGUGGUGAAAAGCAUUGCAGAGAGUUGUGGUGAACACUCAGACGCCCCAAGAUCCUUGACAAUAGGUGGUAAUGGUAACAUACCACGUGUACCCGGUAUCUGUAGCAUUAAUUCCAAAGAGUGGACUACUUGGAAAUUGAGAAAAUCUAUCAAUACUGGCAGACUAGAUAUUUGUAGGAGAAAUGGUUACUUAAUCAAAGUCCAUGAUGUCAAAUGUUCCAACUCGACCAAAGCAUUAUUACCGAGGGUGAUGUUAACGGGUACUGCAAAGCGGAACUUAUACAACGCUACAGAGGCUUUGGCAAAGAGAAAAAUUAUCAACCUCGAUCUACCUUGCGGCUGUAACAAUUAUCAUAAUCUGAGAAAAAAGAAAAUUAUUCUUCUGACCGACAUUGAUUUGAAGGUUCCUCGGAGAACCUUCCACCUCGGGGACAGCGAUAUCAUUCUUCCUUACAAAAAGAAGGUACUGAAGGAUGUAAAGAAGAGGAGAAAUUCAGCAGCUUGCGAGCCUCAGAACUGCGAUGGAAAUCCACGGCGAUAACCAAGCCACAGACGUCUUGUUGUCUUAGACCGUUCUACCUCAUUGUCUCAAGCCGCGGUCUGGAGGUUGCACAUAGUUCUUUUUCACAGAGGUUUGCUACGAUGGGUCUACCUCGCCUAGUCUCCAGGUGACGUGUAUAAGAUUUUUGGAUGCAUAAAUAUAUUAAUUAUCCAGUCGCAACGGAAUUGGAGGGGGUAUAGUUACUCAGUCAUAUGUGUUCGUUUGUGAGUGAGUUAGCGAUGCAUUCAAGUGAUGUAAUUUUUAUCGAGAUUGGAUUGCUGCCUUGAUUUUUAGAUUUGGUCUUUGCAAAGGGAAGCUGCGCCUUCUGGUGCUGUUUGUUUCCUUGGUAAUUUUUAGUUUUAUUGCACAAAAUGUGGUGGAAAUGUAUAAAAAAUAAACCUUUACCCAUGAAAGGAUGAAAUAUUUUCGGUUUUAUGGUAGCGUCAUGUGAUGCAAAACAGUUACCCCUAACAUGAUUUUUACUGGAAUAAUUUCUUUGAUAUCAAUGUGUUGUGUGUUUUACAUAUCAACAGUUAAGAGAAACUUAGAUAAUGGAUCUCCAAUGAAAUAAUUGUAUUCUUGACAGAUGUCGGAUUGCAUGUUUUAUAUGUGUUUUUUGUAAUUUUUUUUUUAAAGUCAACAUUCCAUUGUAUAAUUGGCUUUAUGACAUUUUGUGAUAUAAAUCAUGCCAUUGCAUUUUUUUGCAAAACAAUAAUUUUCUAGACUCAUAAUUUCUACUAAUUUUUUUCCCUUUUUCAAAGCUGUCUCAGGGUUUUUUUUAAAGUUUGUUUUCCAUAUAUCAGGGAGAAAACGUUCGGGGUAUUUGAAUAUUUAACUUUUUAUUUAAAAAAAAGAAAAGAAUUUUUAUUCUAAAACUGCUUUCAUUUCAUGUUUUGGAGGUCCAUGAUUGCUCUGUUCAUAUUUUGUAAUGUUUAAUGGAAUCGAGCAUGAAUAUACUGUUUAUUAUCUUCAUAUAUUUCAUUGUAUGUAUUAUUACCAGUAACUACUUGUAUUAUCCUUGCCUUAAGGAUUUUCUCCAUUUCUAAACCUGUUUGAAUGGCAAGGUUAUUUACAAGUACAUGUACUAGUAUUUCAUUUUA